Molecule: messenger RNA, 2434 nt
Organism: Protopterus annectens (West African lungfish)
Lineage: Eukaryota; Metazoa; Chordata; Ceratodontiformes; Protopteridae
Gene: RBPJL
Product: recombination signal binding protein for immunoglobulin kappa J region like
Exons: 12
Coding region: 1-2385 (794 amino acids)
Biological process (GO): regulation of transcription by RNA polymerase II
Cellular component (GO): nucleus
Molecular function (GO): DNA-binding transcription activator activity, RNA polymerase II-specific; RNA polymerase II cis-regulatory region sequence-specific DNA binding
Source: RefSeq, a predicted model, not a curated record
AUGGCAGGCUCUGGUGCUUCUGCUCCCAGCGCUCUCGGCGCCAGUGUGGAGGAAGGAAUACAGUUUAAUUCUACUGAUUCUAGCCAACUAUCGGGACAACUUACUUUAUUAGUUCAGCUACUUACUCCGUUGGGUCAUGGUGUUCAAGCUCUUCUUGUUGAACAACGGGAAAUUUUAAAGCUGCUUUCCACGAAGUCUGUGGUUUCUGCUUCACGGGAUGGUCCGAAUGGACAGGGACGCUCUUUGAAUACACCAGAUGGUAUGGAACCCAGUAAUUUUUUAAACACUCCAGCAUUGCUUCAGGACUCUGGCGAGGCAGCUUUCAAUGUUUCUAGCCCUAAAGACCAGGGGCUUGUUAUACCUCCUGCUUCUUCUUUUAAUGAAUGGGUGAAUCGUAAACCCGUUUUUCAGUUUGUUGAGCACAACGACAGCAAUGUAGAGGGGACUACUUCCUUUUCUGACAGCAUGCAGAAACUUGAACAUGCCUUAUACAGGUACAAAAUUCUCGAACUUGAUAAUCUGUAUUUAAAAGAAUGUCUUCACAAACAUAUUGUCCCUAAAGGUUUAAGGGUUUAUAAAUACCCUAACCAUGUUGUUUCUGGGAGUGAAUUUCAUAAUGACUUGAUUCAAGUGUUUGAUGAAUGCGGGUUUGGCAUUGUAAAAGCCAUUAUUAAAAGAAAUGACAUUGAAAUUAACAGUUUACAAAAGGACAUUACUAAGUUAAAUGUAAAUGUAACCUCUGACUUAAUGUUUUCCAUUGAUGUUGAGAAGCAAAAAUACCAUGAUUUAAGAAAACAAAUAGACAAACAAUGUGACAUUGUAAUGAAAUGUAAAUACAGGAAGUUGAACAGAGACAUUAAGGAAUACCAGGAAGAUAGGCAAUAUCCUAAUCCACCUCAGUUUUCAUCUGCUCAGGAGAUUUCAGCCAACAGGGAGGUGUAUGCUGAACAGUUAGGAAGACUCAGAGAAGCAAGGAGCAUGUAUAAUACCAAAAAAACUGUAACAAAAGAUGUGAUGCGUCAGUAUCUACAGAUUCGGCCUGAUCAGACAGUAGUAAUAUUACAUGCAAAAGUUGCACAGAAGUCAUAUGGAAAUGAAAAAAGAUUUUUCUGUCCUCCGCCAUGUGUGUAUCUUAGUGGUCCAGGCUGGAAACUGAAACAAGAACAACUGAAAGCAAAUGGUUUGGGAGACUCCAGUUGGAAACUCUUUGGUUAUAUGGGUCUGGACAGUAUGGGGAACAGACAAGCUGGUGCUCUGAAACUGAACUUUGAGGACCAAUCAGAUUCAAGAAAAUUUGGCUGUGCAAAAGCUUUAUACAUUUCAGAUGCAGACAAGCGGAAGCAUUUCAGACUGGUUUUAAAUCUCUUCUUUAGUAAUGGGCAAGAAGUUGGCACCUUUUACAGCAAGAUGAUUAAAGUGAUCUCCAAGCCUUCACAGAAAAAGCAAUCCAUGAAGAAUGCAGAUUUGUGCAUUUCAUCUGGAUCUAAAGUGUCCUUAUUUAACCGGUUGCGAUCACAGACUGUCAGUACACGAUACCUGUCUGUGGAGGGAGGUGCAUUUAUUGCCAGUGCAAGACAAUGGGCUGCCUUCACACUACACCUGGUUGAUGACCAUUACUCGAGGGACGAGUUUCACCUUCGUGAAGGUUACAUUUGUUAUGGUUCAGCUGUUAAACUUGUUUGUACUCUCACUGGAGUCACAUUACCUACCAUGAUACUACGUAAGGUCAACAAACAAUAUGCAAUACUGGAUGUAGAUGAACCAGUCUCUCAGCUUCAUAAAUGUGCUUUCCAGUUCAAAGACAGUAGAAUGUACUUGUGCUUGUCCAAUGAGAAGGUGAUCCAGUAUCAGGCAUCUCCCUGUCCUAAGGAAUCAAACAAGGAUCUCCUGAAUGAUGGUUCUUGCUGGACUAUAAUUGGAACUGAGGCAGUAGAGUACACGUUCAGUGAAAGCCUAGUGGAGAUGCAGAGUCCUGUUACACCUGUGCCUGUUAUCUACAACCUUGAGCUUAAUGGAGGAGGAGAUGUUGCCAUGCUAGAGUUGCAAGGGGAGAACUUUAACCAGAAUCUGAAAGUUUGGUUUGGAGAUGUGGAAGCAGAGACAAUGUACAGGAGUCCCAAGUCGCUCAUGUGUGUAGUGCCCGAUGUAUCAGCAUUUGGCAGCGAAUGGAAAUGGUUGCGGCACCCAAUUAAAAUGCCACUGUCGCUCAUCCGAAAUGACAACUUGAUCUAUUGUAGCACAUUUUCUUUUACCUAUACCCCAGAACACAGUCUUAUGCCAGGACAACCGGUUCUUCCAGAUAUCCUUCCAAAUUCGGAUACCUUAUUGAAUAGCAUUCACCAGGAAUUUACUAGGACAAAUUUUCAUCUUUUUAUGCAGUACUAAAACAAGGACAUUAUUCUGGUGCUGUGUAGGAAGAACAGGCUGUGAUGAG